Molecule: messenger RNA, 1383 nt
Organism: Stereum hirsutum FP-91666 SS1
Lineage: Eukaryota; Fungi; Basidiomycota; Agaricomycetes; Russulales; Stereaceae
Product: retinal short-chain dehydrogenase/reductase
Exons: 11
Coding region: 131-1255 (374 amino acids)
Molecular function (GO): oxidoreductase activity, acting on the CH-OH group of donors, NAD or NADP as acceptor
Source: RefSeq, a predicted model, not a curated record
ACCAUCGUCACCCUUGCUUUCGACUUCGACACUCUCCUUCAGCUUCAUCUAUCAGCUUCAAUUACUGUUCGAACGGCUGGUCCUUCGUAUUAUUUCACCUCAUCUAUAUCCCCAAAUUACCUAUUCAAAGAUGGAGGCACCAGCAUACACCGCGGGUCAGGUCUACGACAGCUUCGACAUAGACCUUGUCAUCAAAGUCAUGAACAACACUUUGCUCAGCCCGUUCUUUUGUUUCCUCAUCCCCGUUUUCUUCAUGUUCCAGGGAUAUACCACGAGUGACUUACCAGUGCUCGUACCUUUUGGCUGGGUGGGUGCCUUGGCCGCGUUCUGGGGAUUGAAAUGGUAUUCUCGACUAUACCGUAACCAGGGCAGUCUUUUGUUCGGUCCUGCAGCUUUGGACUGGGGUGAACAGAUCGUGGUUGUCACUGGUGGUUCCUCUGGCAUCGGAGAGUUGAUCGCGAACACUCUCGCCGUUCGUAAUGUCACAGUCGUCGUACUCGAUGUCAACCCAAUCGUUACCGAAAACUAUAACAUUGUCUACUACAAGUGUGACGUGUCAAAAUGGGAGGAGGUCGAGGCUGUGUCCAAAAAGAUUGUUGAGGAGCUUGGGCAUCCCACUGUGCUCAUAAACAAUGCGGGUGUCGUGCAAGGCAAACUUCUCAUUGACUUGUCUCCGGAAGACGUUCAACAGACCAUUGGCGUCAAUACCCUUGCCCACUUCUGGACUCUCAAGGCCUUCUUACCGGAGAUGAUCAAGAACAAAGCUGGUCACAUCAUCACCGUCAGCUCGGUGGCAGGGUUGGUAGGAAUGGCGCAAAUGACCGAUUACAAUGCUUCUAAAGCUGCUACCAUAUCGUUACACGAGUCGUUACGUUACGAACUAGACAAGCGCUACCUCGCCCCUGAAGUCCGGACGACGCUCCUCGUUCCGGGGCACAUCCAGACUCCUCUCUUCUCGACCACCCAUUUCCCUCAGAACUUCCUGUUCAAGUUCUUCGUACCUUCCUUACAACCCAUCACCAUCGCCAAAGCAGUGAUCGCUGCAUUGGACGAGCAACAUUCACGAACGAUCUACCUUCCGUUCUACGUGAAUUUUGUUCCCGUGCUGAGAUUGCUCCCGAGCUUCUUAAGGGAUUUCGCGCAAUGGUUGUCAUACGCAGACUACGCCAUGGAUGGUUUUGUCAAGGUAUCGGGGAGACGACAGGACGAAGGUCCUCUGGUCAAGCAAGAGAAGCAGACCUCGAAGGCGGAGUAGAUGUUCAAACGUUCAAUAGCUGUGAUCCAUUUACAUGUACGUGCUUGUUCGGGAUAUUGGGAGGCUAUGACACCAUCGCUGGCGAGGAUGCCAUAGUGGUUGCUUCUCCUAUGAUGCAGUGCAGAGCU